UGUCCGCGUCCUGCCGUCUCUCCAACAAUGCAGUUUUUAAUGGACCCGUGAGCGCAACUGGCUCCGAACGCCGCGCCACCUCGGGCUCACCGGGGCUCUAACCCUGCUCCCCCUCACCCCCGGAGAAUCUGCACCUCUGCUCGGUCUCGACACACCCGCCGCGCGCUCCCUGGACUCGGAUUUAAGCCCCGGUGCCCCUCUCUCCCCCGGAGCUUCGCCGUCGGCUUCAUCACGACCUUCGAUGCUGCAAUCACAAAUAUCGGGAGAAUCCAUCUCGCUGUGCAGGGUUGCGGUGGAGGGGCCGUCGAUAUAAACAAGGCCCUGGUGUGAGGAGCAGCCUUCACUGAUCCAACCAUGCUCCCCAGGGACAGACCUCCACAUCGCCCCGUCUGUCACUGAGCACCAUGCGCGUCUUGCUUCAUCCUCUGAGGGCCACAGCCGCCCUCAUGCUGCCCUCGCUCUUCACAUAGACCUCAAAGAAAGACGUUUUAUCUCCACAGACAUGGCUUCAUUGCUCAUUCAUUCCGACCCCUUGGAGAGUAAUGUGAGGUGAGACUUGCCCUUUCCCCCCUUGAAGAGCUCAGCGGAGACAUUGCGGCAGGAGAGCACUGCUUUUUGCUUCGUAUUAGCGUCGGUGCGCUGCUCCUGACAAGGUCGUAUCAUGGCUGCUGCUGACGCCCGCCCGAGUCUGCCUGGGCGAGGAGCGGACUGAAAAAUGCUGCGUACCGGCGGAGGGGGCGGCUCCACGGGGGGCCAGCCAUGGGUGCUGCGCCGCGUCCGUCUCACCUGGCUCAGCUUCAUGCUCUUCUUCAUCCUGGUCUUCUUCCCGCUCAUCGCCCACUACUACCUGACCACCAUCGACGAAGCCGGGGGGCCGGACAAGCGCAUCUUCGGCCCGCGGCCCGGAGGGGAGCUGUGCGAGGCCAAGCACGUGCAAGACCUCUGCCGGAUCCGCGAGUCGGUCAGCGAGGAGCUGCUGCAGCUGGAGGCCAAGAGGCAGGAGCUCAAUGGAGAGAUUGCCCGACUCAACCUGCGGAUCGAGGCUUGCAAGAGGAGCAUCGACAGCGCGAAACAAGACCUCCUACAGCUUAAAAACGUCAUCAGCCAAACCGAGCAUUCGUACAAAGAACUGAUGGCGCAAAACCAGCCUAAAUUGUCACUACCGGUUAGAUUAUUCCCAGAUAAGGAGGAUCCAGGAAUGCCUCCGCCCAAAUCAUCCCGCUCUUGCCGUCUUCACUCCUGCUUCGACUACGCCCGCUGCCCCAUCACCUCCGGCUUCCCUGUGUACGUCUACGACCCCGCGUCUUACCCGUGGGGAGACCUUAUAGAUCCACUUGUGAAACAGGCUUUUUUGGCAGCAGCGAAAAGCAACAUCUACAUAACCGACAACCCCAGCAUCGCCUGUCUUUACUUGGUUCUUGUAGGCGAGCUCCAGGAAUCCUCCAAGCUACCGCCACCUUCAGAUCUGGAAAAGCAGCUCAAAGCUCUUCCGUACUGGAGGAACGACGGACACAACCACGUCUUGGUCCACUUUUCCAGGACUUCCACCGUUCAGAACUUCGUGUACAACGUGAGCACGGGGAGGGCGGCGGUGGCGCAGUCAACCUUCCUGGAGCAGCAGUACCGCGAGGGGUUCGACUUGGUGGUUUCGCCGUUAGUCCACGCGCUUUCUGAGCCCAACUUCUUAGAAAUCCCUCCGCAGGUUCCCGUCAAGAGGAAGUACCUGUUCACUUUCCAAGGGGAGCGGGUGGAGUCUCUAAGGACCAGUUUGCAAGAGGCGCCUCCACAGUCGUUCGAAGAGGAGAUCGAAGGAGACCCGCCUGCGGACUAUGACGACCGCAUCAUCGGCACCUUAAAAGCGGUUCAGGAUAGCCACUUGGAUCAGGUUUUGGUGGAGUUUACCUGCAAGAGUCCUCAGCCGAGCUUGCCUACCGAGUGGUCUCUUUGCGGGACGAGGGAAGACCGCUUGGAAGUUCUUAAAGUUUCGACCUUUGCUUUGGUCAUUGCUCCAGGAGAUGGACAAGUCAUAGCUUCAGCUGGCUGUGGCAUGAGGCUAUUCGAAGCGCUGGAAGUUGGCGCCAUACCUGUAAUUUUGGGCGAUCAUUUAAGACUCCCGUACCACCACUUAAUCCGUUGGAGUGAAGCGACUAUUAUUGUCCCCAAACCCCGAGUGACGGAGCUACAUUUUCUGUUGCGUAGCUUGUCAGACAACGACCUGCUGGCGAUGCGGCGGCAGGGGAGGUUCUUGUGGGAGGCUUAUUUUUCAACCUCAGAAAAUGUCCUAAAUACUAUUCUAGCUAGCAUCAGAACUAGCAUACAAAUCCCAGCGGCUCCAAUCAAAGAGGAGCCCGUGCAGGAGAUCCCGCACAAGGCUGGGAAGAUAGCCGGGACGGAUGCGAACCUAGCCGACAAUGCCGACCUGGAUUUGGGGCCAGUGGAGACCGAGCCUCCGUACGCGUCACCACGGUUCCUCCGAAACUUCACCUACACAGCGUCGGACAUCUACAGGACGUGGAACCGUGCGCCCGGGCCCUUCCACCUGUUCCCCCACACUCCUCUAGACCCCGUCCUGCCCUCAGAGGCCAAGUUCAUGGGCUCGGGCACCGGGUUCAGGCCGAUCGGAGGCGGGACGGGGGGCUCGGGGAAGGAGUUCCAGGCGGCUCUGGGCGGGAACAUGCCCCGGGAACAGUUCACCGUGGUGAUGCUGACCUACGAGAGGGAGGAGGUGCUCAUGAACUCUCUGGAGAGGCUCAACGGGCUGCCCUACCUCAACAAAGUGGUGGUGGUGUGGAACUCGCCCAAGCCCCCUUCAGAAGACCUGCUGUGGCCGGACAUCGGACUGCCCAUCGUGGUCGUCCACACGGAGAAGAACAGCCUGAACAACCGCUUCCUGCCCUGGGACGCCGUGGAGACCGAGGCCAUCCUGUCCAUCGACGACGACGCUCACCUCCGGCACGACGAGAUCAUGUUCGGAUUCAGGGUGUGGAGGGAGGCCAGGGAUCGCAUCGUGGGCUUCCCCGGACGCUACCACGCCUGGGACGUCAACCACCAGUCCUGGCUCUACAACUCCAACUACUCCUGCGAGCUGUCCAUGGUGCUGACCGGAGCCGCCUUCUUCCACAAGUACUACGCGUACCUGUACUCGUACGUGAUGCCCCAGGCCAUCAGGGACAUGGUGGACGAGUACAUCAACUGUGAGGACAUCGCCAUGAACUUCCUGGUGUCACACAUCACCCGCAAACCACCCAUCAAGGUGACCUCCCGCUGGACGUUCCGCUGCCCCGGCUGCCCCCAGGCCCUGUCCCACGACGACUCGCACUUCCACGAGAGGCACAAGUGCAUCAACUUCUUCGUCAAGGUGUACGGCUACAUGCCCCUCCUCUACACGCAGUUCAGGGUGGACUCGGUGUUGUUCAAGACCCGCCUACCGCACGACAAGACCAAGUGCUUCAAGUUCAUCUAGCACCCACCAGAAAGCAGAGCCCAACGGGAGACUGAGAGGCAAGAUAGCGUCACACCGAACCGCGAAAAGUGGCGAAGGAGCGUGCCGCCCUUUUGUCUCAGAUGGAUUUUUACUGUUCAGAAUCAUGUCAAAUAGGGUUGCGUUGUGGUACUAGAAUGACUGGAAUGUUAAAUGGAAGGCAAGGGCAGAUAUUAUUACUAUUCUUACAUACAAAUUGGUACUUUGCAGUGAUGUGGUCCUGUUUCAGAGCUUGAUUUUCAACAAAAAGGUGAGACUGACCUAACUGAAAAACUGUCUAACGCUAGAGAGAAACCAGACGUCCCUAUUUACCCGGGACAGUCCCAGUUUUGAGCCGUGUGUCCUUUGUCCGAGUAGAUUUAUACAAAACUUGUGAUUUGUCCCAGUUUUAUACAAGAAAUGUCCCUAUUUUUGACCAGUCUGAUCCCUGCCAACAGUAAAUCGAGGCAUAAACAGUCAUUUAUGUAGGUGAAAUACAGAAAAGUUGCUUAAAAUUUCCAAAACACAAAGAAAAUGUGACUAUACUGACUCACGUGUUCGUCAUGAAUGGUCUCGGCAUAACUAUUUUCCUUAGUUACGCACUCGUUUCACAGUUUUAUUAUUACCAACCACCAAAAAAAAAAGAAAAGAGGAUGUCCCAGUUUUUUAUUUUGAAAAUCUGGUCACCUUACUGUUGUAGUUCCAGCUAAAUCAGGAUUCUCUCUUGUGUUAAAGCAAAUUAAAGUCUAACUUGAGUGAUCGAGCUUCAGACAGAGCAGUGCUUACAGUUAGCACCACAUCCCCAGGGAAUGUUGAUGGUAUCAGCUGCAAAGUAGCAAUAAAUAUAUUUUACUGAAUGAAAUAUCCAAACAAAGUCCACAUUUUGGAAAAAAUAUACAUGAAUUUUGCUGACAGAAAACAUUAAAAGUGUUUGCUAUAGUUUAAGAACCAUGAAAAAUUUGAUCAUUUUAAGCGGUUUGCAUUGAGACCAGUAAAGCAAACAGCAACUAGCAUUCUAACCCGCACUUCCUGAUUCUCAGACAGCAAAAAUACGAACGGUACAUGAUGCUGACUUAUUUUGACUUCCAGAGCUGCUUAUACAAUUUAUCUGUGAUGAGGCAAGACACAUUUUGCUCAAAAACAUGGAAAAAAUCGGGUACAAACGAUUUAAAAUUUGUUUAUUUUUCACGCAAAAUAUUCCCAGUAAAUGAAAUUAAAUAAAUCAACCAAAAACGGUUCAAAAUGUCUAAAUUAUGACCCAAAUUCUCCCAUGGAACUUCCACCUGCCCUCCAUUUAAAUUUCCAACUUGGGAAUGUUGUAAUACCACAAGAACGCAACCUGCUCUCAACCACUACAGAAAUCUCAUUUGCACCUGAAGACGGAACGAACAAAGUGUGUACAGAGAAAUUAUCCGAAAACGAACUCCGAUUUGGACAAUGGAGCUGGAAUAACACGGACAGAAACCAGAAACCAGAAACCGGGCUACCACCAGCACCGCAGCCUGUCUGAAACUGUUAACGUUUUACGAACUCAAAAUCGUGUAUAGGAUAAGCACUGACGUGAAGAAUUUUAUUGAACAGUCUUGUUUUUUUUAUUAUUAUUAUUAAUUAUGAUGCUGUGUAAAUGUGUACUUUUGGCGUGCCUAUUGGGAGACCCUAGUAUGCACAGUCGGACAAAUAGACAAAGCCGACGGCGUAUUUUCACCUGUUAAAAUGUGUUCUUAUGGAAGCAGGAAUUCACUACAAUGUCACCGACAAUGCCUCAUAACUGACACAAAACCAGCGGCCAUCUUGUCACUUCGGUUUCGGGGGUUUUAAACAGGCGGCGUGCGGGCCAUUUGCGGUCCUUUUUUUGUCAUUUUGCGGUCCAAAUCUAGACAUCUUGAUGGUAAAUAAUCCGUGUGUCAUUCGUUCAUUAAUUUUUCAAUAUAAAACCAAAAAUAAGAAAACGAAAAAACAACCGUGUUCUUAAUUGUUUGUCUCCAAACCAAAAAUGAAAAAAACUGAUAACGGCCGUUUCCGUGACUUAAACUGCGAUGCCGGACUUUUGUGCUGCAUACGGACUGAACCAGGACUAAAACCAGGACUAAACCAGGUCUAAACCAUUUUUAGGCCUGGUCUCAGUCCCGGUCUGGUCCUGGUUUGAGUCCCAGUCUCAAUAAUGGUCUGGUCUUGGUCUCAGUCCCGGUCUCAGUUCUUGUUCUGGUCCCGGUCUCAGGCCCAGUCUCAGUCCUGGUCCUAGUCCCGAUCUGGUCCCAGUCUAAGUCCUGAUCUCAGUCCCGGUCUUCUUCCGGUCUG
Boleophthalmus pectinirostris (great blue-spotted mudskipper) is the source of this 5758-nucleotide messenger RNA. RefSeq names its product exostosin-like glycosyltransferase 3 (gene extl3). NCBI's taxonomy places the organism in Eukaryota, Metazoa, Chordata, Actinopteri, Gobiiformes, Gobiidae. The coding region runs from base 716 to 3463 and encodes 915 amino acids. Gene Ontology annotation, molecular function: glycosyltransferase activity. Gene Ontology annotation, cellular component: membrane. The transcript is spliced from 8 exons. The record is from RefSeq and is a predicted model, not a curated record.